GACAACACACACAAAUUUGCGCCUUUUGGAAUGAUAGCAAUGCACUUCUGAUGUACUUGAGCAUCCUUAGGAGCUUUAGUAGUCUUAGAUAGACUUGACACUUCACAACGUUCAAAGCCUUGCCCCUCACAUCUGGGCUAAGUGUUAGACAUAGCCUGGUGCCUAGGAAAUGUUCGAUCUGUUUAAGUCUCAUGAACCAGAAACUCCGAAGAUACCUGCAUCGAUCGUUGCAAUUCUAGCUUUCGGCUUUGUUAUUUCAGCUUACAUCCUACGCAUCAAGCCAUUCAGCAGAAGUGCCAAUGGCGCUUGGGAUUUUUCUUCUCUUGUAGUCAUAAAGACACGCUGGGGUGCAGGAUCUCCAAUAUGGCUAUUCCUAUACCGCCUGGCAUUGCUGAUUUGGUGCUUCGGACUGGGAGUAUCCCACACGGUCUCUGUGGGCCCCUACAUUUUUGCUUACUUCACCAUGUGGACAUGGUGGCUUCUGACCAGUUACUUCUUGAUAGCAACAAUUGCGAGCUAUCGGAGUUUGAGACAGCCGAAAACUGCCAAGCAGACUGUGGAUCGGCUGGAGUUUGCAGUCAUUGCGGUGCUGCAUGUGGCAGUGGCGGGGGUUUUGAUGGUUGACACGCUGACCUGGCUGGUCCUGGUGCCCAUGCUGCGCAGCAACCCAGAUGCUGCCAAGGUCCGCUGGGCCGAAAAGAUGUUCUUCAACUUCUACUCCUACAACACGCAUGGAGCCAACAUGGCGUUCAUCCUGGGGGAGUUGUUCCUCAACUCCAUCCCCUUUGUACCCUACCUCAUGGGCUACCUCGGCAUCUAUGUGGCCACCUUUGGCCUCUGGUCGUUCACCUACUUCCGGCUGAUGGGCCUCUGGCUAUACCCGUUCCUGGACGCGAAUCAGCCGUGGGCGGUUUUGGCGUACGGUGGAAUCUUUGCGGGCUGCUUUGCAUUUGUGGGACUGGUGUCGGGGCUGUUCUGGCUGCGGGAUUGGCUUGCGCUCGGGACAAAGCGGACAAUCAGAGCCACGCAGCAUCUUGUUGAAGAGAAGACGAGCUGAGGGAUGAGAUGCAAUGAGUUUUGAGCCAUACUGUGCUGGAAGGCAGCAUUGCUUCCUAAGGGUGCGCAUGAUAAUGAAGAUUUGAGGGCCUUGCAUGUCCUGAACAGUUUUGUUCUGGCAUGAAAGAGUGCCUUUGAAUAAAAAGAAGAACUAUAAUUCUAUGCAACACACACACCUCAGGGUCAUGUUGUGGACGGUGUGCUUGACCAGGACGGCACUUGACAACUUCUGUAACCAUAAACCACUUCUUC
Coccomyxa subellipsoidea C-169 is the source of this 1308-nucleotide messenger RNA. RefSeq lists its product as hypothetical. Gene Ontology annotation, cellular component: membrane. The record is from RefSeq and is a predicted model, not a curated record. The transcript is spliced from 7 exons. The coding region runs from base 170 to 1057 and encodes 295 amino acids. Lineage: Eukaryota; Viridiplantae; Chlorophyta; Trebouxiophyceae; Coccomyxaceae.